AUGAAUCAAGAAAAAUUCAUCAUGCAACAAGUAAAAUUUCGUGUUAACGCAAAGCCGAAAAUUUCAAAAUUAAUCUUAAACGAUACUCAAAAAGAAGAAUUAACAAAUCUUUUUAACUUUCAACCUAAUCCAUCGGAUCUUAGUAAAGAAAUAUUUACUACUAAAAUAUGGACAGAAAGUGAAGAAGACCAAAAGGAUGCUAAAGAAUAUUUGAGUUUUCAAGGACUUUGGCCUCCUUAUGUUAGUAAUCCAACUUCAAGAUGGAAGACUCGUUGGAGCGAUAAAAAGAAUGGUGCAACUUUAUAUCAAUGUUCUUGUGGAUCUGAUAUGGAAUCUGCAAGAAAAACUGAUGUAGAAAAACAAAGAAAACUUCGACAAAUGUAUGAUUUUGUUGGAUGUUUAGCUUUUAUUAGAGUAGAAAAAAAUGUUAAUAAUGGCAAAUAUCGACGAGUUCAUGGAUACAUGGAACAUACUGAAGCUUGCCAUAGAGCAUUACCAAAAAAAGAUACACCGACUCUAAGGGUUAAUUGUGAGAUUAAGGACAUGACAGAACUUUUGGUUAGGGCAAAUACAUCUAUAAAAGAUAUUAUAUCUUGGAAUCAACAUUUUAUAAGAAAAAAAUUAUCAGGAAGAACAACAUUAAAAGAUCAACAUUUUCUAGUUACAGUUUAUGAUGUUAAGGAUGCAAGACAUUGGGUUAAAGCUCAACAAAAACAGUGGCCCAUAAAUAUGAAUCGAUCUGUUGAUUUUAAUCUAGAAUGUUAUUUUGGAAAGGGCGCUCAAGAUCCAGAUUUAUCUAAUUCAGUGGUUUAUUUUGAAAAACGGAAACAUCGUCAUGAUCACAUUUAUUUAGUGCUAGCAACUGAAGAACAACUUCAGAAUAAUCAUAAAUAUACAAUUCUUAAGAAACUAUUAAUUGAAUAUAAAAAACGAUUGAAUAACUUUAAUGGAAACUUUCAAGAAUUUACUCCAAGGAUUGCUAUUAUUGGAGAUUUUAGGGAACGCAUUGAACGUAUUGUGGUUUCUGAAAUUUGGAACGGAAUUGACAUGUUAUACUCACCUCAUAAGGUGCGGCUAUGUUGGGAAACAAAAGCAGAUGAAUUUUUAUUUAUGGGAGGUAGUAAUGAAGCUAUUGAAUGUCGCCAAGUCCUCAGAAAUGAGUUGACAAAUUUAUUUAAUGAGUGA
Molecule: messenger RNA, 1185 nt
Organism: Dentiscutata erythropus
Lineage: Eukaryota; Fungi; Glomeromycota; Glomeromycetes; Diversisporales; Gigasporaceae
Source: the annotation of a GenBank genome assembly